AUGGUCACAGUACCCGGCUCAUCAUUGCAAAAUAUUACAAAUAAUAAUAAUAUAAUUAUGUCUGAUCGUGAUUCUAAGCUUACUAAACAACUGAUAUCUGAUUCUGUAGCACCGGUAGUAACUAUAGUCUCUUCAGACAAUUUGGAUGCUCAUUUAUCUAAAUCAUUUACUGGAAUAUCAUCAAUGUAUGAUCUAUUGCUUAAAUAUGGCAAUCACAAGUAUACCCGUGUUGCAGAUGAUUCCUUAUCCGGUGCUAAAGAUACAAAAAUAAACAAAACUAAAUACGAACUCGAUGAUCUUUUCACAUUAAGAUUUGCACCCAAUAUUAAAGAAUUGUUAAAAUUUAAAGAUUCUGCAGAUGAUUUAACUAAGCAAGUCAAAAGUAUAAUUACAAAUCCAUCGAGUAAUCAAAGUAAUAUUGCAUAUUUUCAUGAGUUUUUUCAGGAUGGUACCAAGUCUAUGGAAUUGAAUAAUCCUUUGACUACUUUUAAUCAUCCCAUAGUAGCACUAUUGUGUAUAGACACAACUACAACACCUAUUGAUCAGGAACAGCAUUCCAUAGAUAAUUAUGACUAUGCUAGAGACUUAUUAGUUGAGUUUAAAAAUAUUAAAAAGAAAACCACCAAGCUAAUGAAUUACAUUAAUGUGAAUGAUAUAUUACCUGUUUUCCUAUUGUGUUACAACGAUAACGAUAGAUCCAGUUUUGAAACUGCUUCCAAAUUGGCCAAAACAUUGAAGAAACAAUUAUUUGUGGAGAGUCUUUUAUUUCCUAUUUGGAAAACUGUUGAACACAAUACCAACGCACAAUGCAUAAAUUUAUCUGAAAAUUCGGAUAUUUUAAAUAAUAUAACCAUACAAAUGUACAAUUUGAAAACACAAUUAAUGACGCCCUUUAUGUAUAGGAAAAUUCAAUACUGGCAGGAAUCUAUAUUAAACAGUAGAAAAUCGUUACAAAGGUUUUUUUUUAAGAAAUUUGCUAAAGCAACUGCACAAACAUCUUCUUCGAAUUCUCCCACAGUAAUGGCUGCCGAAGAGGAAUUUCUAUUAAGGAAAAUGGCUGAUUGGUGUUUUAUACUGAAGGAUUUCAAAUUAGCAUACAUAUGUUAUGAUCAAUUAAUCAAGGACUUUAACCCAACUAAAAUGUCGUCUAUUUUACCCAAAAUUUUCAAGGCGCAAUAUUUACAAGCAAGUCAUUUGAUUUGGUCAACAAUUUCUAUUUUCAUGGGAGCACAGACUAUUAUUACGGGUAAAAUGAUUAAAUCUGAUAUAGACCCAAACAUUCAAAAGGCUAUAGAUUUAGUAGUUCCAAAUUGCGAGCACACCAGUAGCUCAGGUGGCAGAACAGCACGUGACGAAAUAUUUGAAAUCGUUUUACAUUUUUUAUUGCCCAUAAGCGAGUUGUUUUUGACAUUAAGCGAUGAAUGGUUGGGUGUGCCGUAUUCUAUUAAAUGGUAUGAACGAAUUUUACAAAUAAGUAAUGGUAAAUACUUUUUAAUUGAAUGUUUUAUAUGGGAAAGGCUAAGUUAUUGUUAUGACUUGAGAGUUGAUCCAAAAGUUGUACAGCAUGUUAAAUUACUAAAUUUAUCAGGUGAUGAUAACAGUAAUACUGGGGUUAUUCUCAGUAAAAAUAAUAACGAUUCUGUAUGCAACGACCUUAACCCAAAUAAAUUAAAUUGGGGUAACGAUUUAGUUAUUAAAGGGCAUCAUAGAAAGAGGAAGGCAAAUUUUUUCAAGUUAUUAGCUGCUAAAAAAUGGGCACAGUGUGGUGAAUUAGAACAAACCAAAAGACUAAUUUUGCAGGUGGAUAAAGAGUAUAAAGAUUUGGCGUUUGCACAGAGAAAUACUUUGCUGUUGUACAAGUUAAAAAAGCAAGUAGGUCUUGUGAGUUAG
Molecule: messenger RNA, 1890 nt
Organism: Saccharomycodes ludwigii
Lineage: Eukaryota; Fungi; Ascomycota; Saccharomycetes; Saccharomycodales; Saccharomycodaceae
Gene: TRS85
Product: Trs85p
Exons: 1
Coding region: 1-1890 (629 amino acids)
Biological process (GO): endoplasmic reticulum to Golgi vesicle-mediated transport; protein localization to phagophore assembly site
Cellular component (GO): TRAPPIII protein complex; phagophore assembly site; cytoplasmic vesicle
Source: RefSeq, a predicted model, not a curated record